UUGGUGCCCAAUGGAUGCUCGUGUGCGCAUGCGCCGUGGCUGUCUUGUUCCUAGUCUGCCUGUCUGCCCAGUAGUCCUUCCUUUAAUUCCGAAGGGUAUUUCUACCCCACCUUUCUCCGCAACUGGGACUCAAGGUGGCUUACAGCAUACCAACAUAUAACAUUCAUCAUAAAAAGGCCACAGAGGCAUGAACACCGCACAGGGCACCGUGGGCAGCGACCCAGUCAUCCUGGCCACCGCUGGCUAUGACCAUACUGUCCGCUUCUGGCAGGCCCACAGCGGGAUCUGCACCCGGACCGUCCAGCACCAGGACUCUCAGGUCAAUGCUCUGGAGAUCACCCCGGACCGGACCAUGAUAGCUGCAGCCGGCUACCAGCACAUCCGGAUGUAUGACUUGAACUCCAACAACCCGAACCCCGUCAUCAACUACGACGGAGUCAGCAAGAACAUCACCUCAGUGGGUUUCCAUGAAGACGGGCGCUGGAUGUACACUGGGGGAGAAGACUGCAUGGCCCGUAUCUGGGACCUCCGGUCACGCAACCUGCAGUGCCAGCGCAUCUUCCAGGUGAACGCACCUAUCAACUGUGUUUGCCUGCAUCCUAAUCAGGCAGAGCUCAUUGUCGGGGACCAGAGUGGGGCCAUCCACAUCUGGGACCUGAAGACAGACCACAACGAGCAGCUCAUCCCAGAACCUGAGGUCUCAGUCAAUUCCGUCCACAUUGACCCUGACGCCAGCUACAUGGCCGCUGUCAAUAGUUCGGGCAACUGUUAUGUCUGGAACCUGACUGGUGGCAUCGGAGACGAGGUGACACAGCUCAUUCCCAAAACCAAGAUCCCUGCCCACAACCGCUAUGCCCUCCAGUGCAAAUUCAGUCCAGAUUCCACGCUUCUGGCCACUUGUUCUGCUGACCAAACCUGCAAGAUCUGGAGGACCUCCAACUUCUCCCUCAUGACGGAGCUGAGCAUCAAGAGCAACAACCCCGGGGAAACCUCCCGAGGAUGGAUGUGGGACUGCGCCUUCUCGGGGGACUCCCAGUACAUUGUCACGGCCUCCUCAGAUAACUUAGCCCGGCUCUGGUGCGUGGAGACAGGGGAGAUUAAGAGGGAGUACAGCGGGCACCAGAAGGCCGUUGUCUGCCUCGCUUUCAACGACAGCGUCUUGGGCUGAGCUGCGAAAGAAAGGACACUCCAGGAAUUUUCAGACUCCCUGUCAUUGUCAUUUGGGUCAAAGCGACAAAUGUUGGUCUAACCUGCAGCCUCAGGACCGUAGCUGACUUCCAUACCUUCUACCUGGAAUGAGACCCACUCCCCCUCUAAACAACAGCAGCUGUAAGAUUUUGCUUCUUGUGGAAGCGGUGGCCUUUCAUAAGCAACAUGAACAACAUUGGUUCUGAACUUAUAAGAAGGGAGGUGUGUUUUGUGUAACAGUUCAGUUUGUGCCGCUUUCCCUCCAAUUGAAGCUGUUAUCACCUCCAAAAGGCUCCAUAGCAUUUGCACACAGGCUUUGUCACUUUGGGGGGGGGGGGGGAGCUGUAAGUUCACUGUUGUAGGAAGAAAAGUGGCUUCUUGAAGAAAUUGCAUAUAUGAUUAUGGUGUCCCAUAGAAUUGGCUGCAUGUUGAACCAGUCUACCAAAGAAUAGGGCUCACAUGAUGCUUAAAGACAGGCUGAAGAGCCAAUAGCCUUAUUCAAGGUUCAUGAUAAGGAGUGGAAGCAGGCUAGAAUCAUCCCUUUCCAUUAUUGCUCUCUUUACGGUAAAGAAAGAUAUCACUUCUCAUGUAAUCUCACCAUACAGUCCAGAACCAUGAAAAACAUCAGCAUUUCCCAUUGCGUAUAGAUGGUUCCACUAUUCACUUUCCAACUGUGUUGUUCUCCUCAUACUGACUGACUGAAUAGAGCUGCUUUUUCUUUAGAAACAUCUCGGCUUUCCUGAAACACACCCAGAUAUUUGCAAAUGAAGGAAGGAACUGUUGAUUUCUCACUUUUCCUGGUAACACAAUAGCUGCAUGGGCUCAUUUCCUCGUUUUGUGCUUUUUACUUCAUUACAUAAUUGUGUACAAAAUGUUUUUAAAAACCCACAAGAUUUCAUUUUACAUGGUAAGGCACGUAUGACGCAGGCUUAAGAGCGCCUUUUCUACCCCAUCAGUGCAGCUACUUCUAGACAAAAAUGGUUAUUUACAGGUUACAAGUGGAAGGCAACACUUCUUUGUAAAUGUAUACUGAUAAAGACUGCAAUACAGCA
Molecule: messenger RNA, 2240 nt
Organism: Anolis sagrei ordinatus
Lineage: Eukaryota; Metazoa; Chordata; Lepidosauria; Squamata; Anolidae
Gene: MLST8
Product: MTOR associated protein, LST8 homolog
Biological process (GO): TOR signaling; regulation of actin cytoskeleton organization
Cellular component (GO): TORC2 complex; TORC1 complex
Molecular function (GO): protein binding
Source: RefSeq, a predicted model, not a curated record